Leptopilina heterotoma is the source of this 3589-nucleotide messenger RNA. It is a transcript of the gene Etl1, whose product is annotated as SWI/SNF-related matrix-associated actin-dependent regulator of chromatin subfamily A containing DEAD/H box 1 homolog. The coding region runs from base 270 to 2846 and encodes 858 amino acids. The record is from RefSeq and is a predicted model, not a curated record. The transcript has 12 exons. NCBI's taxonomy places the organism in Eukaryota, Metazoa, Arthropoda, Insecta, Hymenoptera, Figitidae. Gene Ontology annotation, cellular component: nucleus. Gene Ontology annotation, molecular function: chromatin binding; DNA binding; ATP binding.
AGCUAAAACCUUUUCCUUUUUCUCAGAAAGAAAGACGCGAUUUUCCUAUUACAAUUUUUUCCCUUGUUGGGUAUAGAAAUUUUUUUUUACCGUCAAUUAUUUAUUUAUUAUUUAUAGAAAAGUUUAGAAUUCUAGAAAAAUUGGAUAAAUUUUUGAUUGCGUCAAAAUAUUCUGCCAAGUGAAUUUAUAAGGUUAUCUAGCGUUACAUUUUCAAUUUAUAAAGAUGCAUUUUUUUCUAUAUUCAUGCAUUUUGUAUUUGAUUUGAUGCAAUGUCUGAUAUAAAUUCAGAAGUGCACAUCAAAAAUAAAACGACCAGCCUUCUCACAGAUUUACGAAGAUUCAGAUUUAAGAAGAUAGUGAAGAAAAUGAACACGUCCGACGAAGAUAGUAAUAUGAGUCCCGAAAUAACAGUUCGGCGAAAAGCGGUGAAUCGUAUCGAGGAUAGCGACAGUGAUGUUGGCAGUUCAACAAAACUUGCCAACUCAGAUUCUGAUCGAAGUUCUGAAUCUAAUGACAAACAAGAGAAAAUUAAGUACCUGAUAAAACUGUUUCCGAAAAAAGAUUCCGAGCAACUCGAGGUAGUAUUGGCAAAAUGCGACUGGAAUCUUGAGGAGGCAGAAGAAUCUCUCAAUAAACGUAGGAAAAGAUCUCACGCUCCCAAAGGUAAGAAACGUAAUAAAAAGCGUAGAAAAAUGAGGGACGAUGAAGAGGAUGUUGAUGUCGAUUCAGAUGAAGCCAAUUAUUCCAGCAAAGUAUUCGAUAGCGAUGAUGAUUCAGACGUCGAAGUAUCAAACCAUCUGACAAGUGAUAAAAAAGCAGUAUUAGACUUUAUGCAAAUUGCUAUGCCGUCCGAAUUUUUAUUAAUGCAUCAGUGUACGCAGAAAAAAGUGGACGCAAUUAUUGCAGCCAGGCCUUUUACCAGUUGGCGAGAUAUCGUUGGAAAAUUUCAAAACAAUAAAUUUUUAGACACUGAACUCUUAAACUCCGCGCAGUCGUUGCUGGCAACAAGAAGCGUUGUGGAAAAUCUCAUGAAGAAAUGUUUGCGAUUAUCAACAACAAUGGAGAAGGCAGUUUCUGCAGGUUCAGCGACAAUCACUCAGCAGCCAGCGGGAAUUCCAGACGAUUUAAAAUUAGCCCCUUAUCAAAUGGUGGGAUUGAAUUGGUUGGCUGUGAUGCAUGCUCAUGGUGUUAAUGGAAUUCUAGCCGAUGAAAUGGGUCUCGGUAAGACUAUUCAAGUAAUUGCUUUUCUCUCCUAUCUUAAGGAAUCCGGAUUCUAUGAUGAAAACGAUGGACCGCAUUUGAUUGUCGUUCCAAGUUCCACAAUGGAGAAUUGGUGUAAUGAAUUGGAGCGAUGGUCACCAGACUUGAAAGUUGUUAAGUAUUACGGUUCACAGGAUGAACGACGGGAUAUGAGAAUGGGAUGGCGAAGUGGUGAUUUAGACGAUGUUGAUAUUAUUUUGACGACUUACAAUCUUAUAAGCAGUACACCGGAGGAAAGACGAUUGUUUCGUGUGAUGCCUAUUCAAUAUGUUGUUUUCGAUGAAGCGCACAUGCUAAAAAAUAUGGGCACAAUUCGCUAUGAGAAUCUUGUCAAAAUUAAUGCGAAACAUCGAAUUCUCCUAACUGGAACUCCAUUGCAAAAUAAUUUACUCGAACUAAUUUCACUUUUAAUAUUCGUCAUGCCUACAUUGUUCGCUGGAAAGCAAGCAGACUUGAAAAGUUUGUUCUCGAAAAAUCCUAAAGUAUCGGCAACGAAGGACAGUAAAGACAAGCCGCUCUUUGAAUUGGAGCAAGUUAAGAAUGCCAAGCAAAUAAUGAAACCAUUUGUAUUGCGUCGUCUAAAGUCAGAAGUUUUACGCGAUCUUCCGAAAAAGUCUGAAGAAGUCAUGAGAGUUCCUAUGAUUGAGAAGCAAAAGGAAAUGUACAGAAAUUUAUUGAGUGAAUUCUCAGAUGAGGCGAAUAAGCAUAAUGUAAUUAACGGAGUUGGAAUGAUGAUGCAAUUGAGAAAACUCGCAAAUCAUCCACUUUUGUUUAGAUCCUAUUACACUGAGGAUAAACUGAAGACAAUAUCAAAAAGACUUGCCAUGGAAUCGGGGUACAAGCAGAAAAAUCCAGAUUAUGUUUUCGAGGAUUUAUUAUGGAUGUCUGAUUAUCAGAUCAAUCAACUCUCUCGAACAUUCAAGAGCAUUGCAGGAUUUGGUCUACCGUUGGACUUCAUUCCCGAGUCGGGGAAAUUGAAAGCCCUCGAUGAACUUUUGCCGAAACUGAAGGAGGAAGGACAUCGAAUUUUAAUUUUUAGCCAAUUCACCAUGGUUCUGGAUAUUCUGACAGAGUACUUGACUCUUAGGAAUCAUAGACAUUAUAGAUUGGACGGCCAAACUCCAGUAACCGAGAGACAGGAAAUGAUUGAUGAGUUCACUCACGACAAAUCGAUUUUCAUUUUUCUAUUAUCGACACGAGCUGGAGGUUUAGGAAUUAAUUUAACAGCAGCGGACACUGUUAUUAUUCACGACAUUGAUUUUAAUCCGUACAAUGAUAAACAGGCCGAAGAUCGUAGUCAUCGAGUCGGACAAACCAAACCCGUGAGAAUAAUAAGGCUGCUAAGUGAAGGAACAAUAGAAGAAGGAAUGUAUCAAAUAGCACAAGAAAAAUUACAUUUAGAGCAACAAAUCACUGGUAAUGAAGAAAACGAGGCUGGUGAUAAGAAAGGAGUCCUAAAAUUAUUGAAAAUAACUCUUGGAUUAGAUAUUCACAAUAAAUCACUGACACUCUCACCCGUGAAGAAUUCUCAUGAUCUGGAUGGACUGACAGAAAAGGAAAUGGAUAAUUGUGAAUUAGACGAUUAGCAAAAUUCUCAAGUGCGACGUGUGAGUGAUUUUACACGAAAUUGUAAUUAAAAUAAUUUUUGACAUUUUCAUACGUAUUUACAAAUUAGGAUACAUAAGUUAUACAAGUUUUUCGACCGUUCACUUUUUUUUAAAUGUGAAUAUUGUUAUGAAUACACACAAAUUGUGAAUCGUAAUUCUUAUUUAUUUCUCGCGAUUAGGUAGGAAAUUUAUUUAACCCUCGCAGGAACGAAAGGGAAUUUUUUUUAUACUUGCCUUAUUCAAGUUUUGAUACUCGUUUUUUUUUUUUUUUUUUGAAGUAUAAUUUACUGUGAUAAAUUAGCUGAAAAUAAAUAGAAAAUUUACUAAUCUAAUGAAAAAAGAACAUUGUCUGAUGCUGCGAGAAUAAAUUGGAAUAAUUUUAAAAUUAUUUUAUUUAACUUUACCUGCUUUUUUAGACAAGGUUUGACGACAUUGUGGUGUCUUUUAGUUGUUUUUAUUUAAAUAGUUGAUAAUUGUGAUGAUUGCCGAAAAUUACGAGUGAAUGUUUGCUCAAUUAAACUUUUAUAAUUUAUAAAUUGCGCUUUGAUAUGAAAUAAUUGUACCUCUGAGGGUUAAUAAUUCUUCUUGUUUUAGAGAACCACUUAUAUUUUUAUACUAUAUUGUUGUUUUGCUGGCGACAGUGGAAUGUUUAUUUACAGCCUAUUUAUAUUAAUUCAAACACAGUGAAACACGUAAUUUAAUAAACAAUUUGCUUCAAGAAA